AGAGAGCUUUCCAACUCGAGGAGCUUAUCAUUUAUUGAUUUUAAAAACAAUUAUCGUAAAAGUGCUGUGACUAGAUCAAUCAAGUUAUGAGUACUUGGACGUUAUUGUUUGUAUCAGUUACAAUAAAUCAUGACCGACCGGAGAAACAUCGGUUUGCAUCGCAUAGCAGAUGGUGUGAGAGAUAACGGUAGUCAAAGCAGAAACUCCAAAGUUUCGAAAAUGAAAACAAAGAGACGAUUGAUCGGACUUAAUGAUUCACAGUCUCCUUCCUGCAACAAUUCCCACAACUGUCGUAAAGAUUAUACAACCCCAAAACGUCGACCAAGAAUCAGAUUUGAUAGUUGUUAUAGUGGAGAUUCACCGAAUGAGACUGAAUCCCUGCAAGACAUCAUCUGGGAUCCAAAUUCACCUACACAAAACUUUAAUGGAAAGGAAGUCAAUGGCAAAGUCAUUGAGAUUUCAGAGAUUGUCAAUAGGAUUGCACCAAAGGUUGAGAGGCCUAAUGAAAGAGACUGUGUGCUUCAAUGGAUUGGAGACAAUGCCAUACCCUGUACUCCAGAGAUUAGACAGCCCAGAAUCAGGAGGAUCUCAUCACGGCAAAGCAAUGUUGAGGACCUCAUGAAACUUGCCAAGCAGUUUGACAUCAACAUGACUCGCAUGACUACAGAAGUAUACAAGCCGCAACACGAUGAACCACGAAGGGUUAAACCCGCAUCCGUCCCUGUCACAUCAGAAGGAAUAGCCGGUUGCUUUUCCCAAGCCCGACAGGAAGAGGAGGAGCUUCAGGCUCUGUUUGAUGGUCCCACUCAGCACUUAAGUGGUAGACUAAGCCCACCGUCAGCACACUGCACACCAGAAAGCAAAACCGCCCCGGUGGCUCCUGCUGGACCAGGGCCAUGUUCUGCAACCAUCAAGAAGACACCUGUAGACACACCGAAAGCAACUAAUGUGGACUUUGAUGACGACUGGGAAAAUGAUGACCUUCUCAAUGACUCUUUUGUGUUGGAGAUGACACAGAAUCCAAUGCCUUUGAACGUUGCCCAGAAUAAGAGUAUCGCUCAGCCUGUGGCCAAGACUCAUCUCUCUGUAUCUCACGUCAAAGACGUCCAUCUACAGAAUCAAAAGAGCACAGUGAAAAGUUGCACAUUUACUAAAAGCCAAACGUCUGUCCAAGGCACUUCUAGGGUUAAGUCACAUGCUCCAACUACUGAAAAGCUGCUAAAGACAUUGAUUCAACAACCAGCGCAGUCAUCUCCGCAUACAGAGCUUCACAAAACUACCAAAGGCGAUGAAUGCUCCGGCCAACCCUCUACUUCUAAUUUUGAUGGGGUUUCGAAGGAGGACUUGAAAUCUCUGUUUGAUUCUGACGCUCUGUGGAACGACAAGGACGAUGAUGAUCUUCUGUGGCAGGCUUGCGAUGACGUAGAGAAAACCUCUGCAAGUCAGGAACAGCAUAAACACAGCAUGGACUUCACAGAGCUAGCGCACAAUACAUCUAAAGCAACUUCCUCUGCUGGCUUCACUCAUGCGCAAGCUGUGAAUAUUACUAAGAAGAACCUUUCAGGAGAAACCACAAAGUCCACACGUGCUUUCAACCGUUCCAAUUCGGUACCAAGUUCCAGCUCUGUGUUUAAACAGGACUACAAUGCGCUAAACGCGGAGACAGCUAAAGAUCCCACUGGAUUGAGAAGUUACCAGUACAGGCAAGCACAAAACAAACUGACUGAAGUGAAAAGUGCCUUACAACCCAGACCUGAUUCUGGCAGAACCAAUGACACCUCACUGACGACCAUCCCACAAAACACAAGACAGCCAAAUUCCUCUAACGCCCUCCGUGGUGCAUUUAAAAGACAUCUGUCUGACUCUGUGACACUAACUAACAAAGUCUUUGUUUCAUCCAAUACGACAGUGAAAUGUUCAGCUGCUGAGAUUGAGAGGAAGAAGCAGGAAGCAAUAGCAAGGAGGAAAUUACGCAUGCAGGCCAGCCAAAAACAAGAAGCUCCUAAAUAGGACGGCACAGUGAAUAAUAUGAAUGUUCUGUACUGUAAUGGACUAAUUAUGUUAUUGUCAUUAUAAAGCUGCUACACCAUAAACAUCACAGUAAAGCUAUGAAUCAUAUACCAUGAAGAUUUGAUUCCAGUCCUCCAAAGCUGUUACCGAUUUAUAGUUAAACGCUAAUAAGUUUCUUCUUUCAGAAUUGUGUACUGCAGUGUUGUAUCUGUUAAGGAAAAAAGUAUUUAAAAAAAGAAAGUAAAAAAGCCACUCAGUAUUAUCUGUAGUAUCGGAGUUCUGCGAAGUGUAGUGUUUUCAAGAAUCUGUAUUAUAUAUGUCAUCUGUAUUAUAAUGUAUAAAAAAUUAAAGUAUAUGCAGAAUUACAAAUGGCAGGUCCGUUUCAGUUGGUCAAAAAAUUGGAUCUAGUUUUCCAGUCAUCGCUGACAAUUACAAGACCAUUUACACGUUGUAAACGGUUGACAAAUACUUGAAUUUUUGUUGAUAAACCUGGAGGUCCUUUUUUAUGUACCUUGUUGUGUCUAUGUUCCACAUUUUUUGUUAAAACGUAAUUAUGGCCUUAAUAGAAGAGGCAAAUAAACGAAACAAAAAAGAAA
Molecule: messenger RNA, 2606 nt
Organism: Misgurnus anguillicaudatus (oriental weatherfish)
Lineage: Eukaryota; Metazoa; Chordata; Actinopteri; Cypriniformes; Cobitidae
Gene: etaa1b
Product: ETAA1 activator of ATR kinase b
Biological process (GO): positive regulation of protein serine/threonine kinase activity; replication fork processing; regulation of DNA damage checkpoint
Cellular component (GO): nuclear replication fork
Molecular function (GO): protein serine/threonine kinase activator activity
Source: RefSeq, a predicted model, not a curated record